This is a messenger RNA of Carica papaya (papaya), 2468 nucleotides long. RefSeq names its product Pentatricopeptide repeat (PPR-like) superfamily protein. NCBI's taxonomy places the organism in Eukaryota, Viridiplantae, Streptophyta, Magnoliopsida, Brassicales, Caricaceae. Gene Ontology annotation, molecular function: protein binding. The record is from RefSeq and is a predicted model, not a curated record.
UCGCGGCCAACAUCGUUGCUUGCUGAUCUGAAUAGCGGGAGGUAAUCAAAUCGUCAAUCUUCCUGAGUCAUUCGAUUAUCUUACUGUCCCUCCCUGCUUACAAUCGGUGCUUGGCCGAUAUGCACGCCCCAAGUUCCAGAAUUUUUUCCCGUAAACUUCUGGAACUUAAUAUUUUCCCGCGAAACAAACAAGGUAUUAGGCCAUUGUGUUCUUCAGACCCAACCCACAAACCUUCCAUCUCACAACCAUCCCAUGACAAAAGCAGCGUAUCCGUCGUUGCCGAUCUUAUUGCAAAGCAACAUUGGUCAAAGCUCAAAGCCCAUCUCAAUGGUGAAAAUCCUAGCACACUCCUCGAACAACUUCUCACCUUUGGAGUAGACCCGGAGCUCAGUCUCAGGUACUUUAACUGGUGCGUAAAGCAGUUUGAUCUCUCUCCUUCGCUGGAUGUCAUUUGUAGAAUCUUAAACACGCUGGUAAAAGCUAAAAUUUACCCAAAAAUCAGGUCUUUUCUUGAUGGGUUUGUUAAGAGAGAUUUCGAUUAUUCAGUUUAUUCGAUUUUCCAUGCGAUUUCGGUGUAUAACGGUCAGUUUUCUGAAAUAAUUAUUGAUAUGUUGGUGCUGGCUUAUGUGAAGAACUUGAGGACACAAUUGGGAUUUGAGACGUUCAAGCGUGCUGUUGAUUAUGGAUAUAAAUUAUCUAUUUUUUCUUGUAAUUCUUGGUGAGUGGUUGGGAAUGAAGGUCAAACUGUGGAUAUGGAGUAUGUGUAUAAGGAGAUGAUGAGGAGGAGAUUUACACCUGAUUCCAUCAGCUUCAAUACUGUAAUCAAUGGUUUGUGUAAAGCUGGGAAGAUGAACAAGGCAAGGGACGUUAUGGAGGACAUGAAGGCAUGGGGUCUCUCUCCCAAUGUGGUUACCUAUAACAUUCUCAUUGCUGGGUAUUGCAAGAUGGGUGGGAUAGGCAGAAUGUAUAAGGCAGAUGCAAUUCUAAAGGAAAUGGUGGCAAACUCAAUUUCCCCGAGUGAGAUUACAUUCAAUAUUUUGAUAGAUGGCUUUUGUAAAGAUGAGAAUAUGUCAGCUGCUGUGAAGGUGUUUGAAGAAAUGCAAAGACAAGGUUUGGUACCAAAUUUGGUAACUUACAAUUCGCUUAUUAAUGGUUUAUGUUGCAACGGGAAGCUCUCUGAGGGUGUUGCUUUGCUGGAUGAGAUGGUGACCUUGGGUUUAAAGCCGAAUGUGGUUACUUACAAUUCUCUUAUAAAUGGGUUUUGUAAGAAGAAUAUGACGAAGGAAGCUAAGGACAUGUUUGAUUAUGGUGUGAAACAGGGAAUGAUUCCUACUGUAUCAACAUAUAAUGUACUGAUUAAUGCUUAUUGUAAGGGGAAGAGGCUGGAGGAUGCAUUUGCUCUGCAGAAAGUUAUGAGAGACAAAGGACUGUCUCCUACUGUUUCGACCUAUAAUUGCUUAAUUGCAGGUUUAUGUAGAGAAGGCGACAUAAAGGCUGCUAGGAAGGUUAUGGAUGGAAUGGUGGCUGAAGGUUUGAGAGCCGAUGUCAUCACAUAUAAUAUAUUGAUAGGUGCAUUAUGUAAUAAAGGAGAAGCAAGAAAAGCAGCAGGGCUGUUAGAUGAAAUGUUUAAGCUGGGUUUAAGGCCAAGUCAUGUGACAUAUAACACUUUGAUGGAUGGCUAUUGCAGGGAAGGAAACCUUCGGGCAGCAUUAAAUGUGAGUUCACAGAUGAAGAAAGAAGGGAAACGGAUGAAUGUCGUGUCUUAUAAUGUGCUGAUAAAGGGAUUUUGUAAGAAAAGCAAGUUGGAAGAUGCAAACAGGCUUCUUAAUGAGAUGCUGGAGAAGGGUUUGAUCCCAAAUCAAAUAACAUAUCAGAUAGUUAAAGAAGAAAUGAUGGAGAAAGGAUUUCUUCCCGAUAUUGAAGGACAUUUAUAUAGCAUCUCGGGCAGCUCCUAGCACUUGAAGAGGGAAAUCGCAUUGCUAUUAUUGGUGACUGGUGAGACUUAGUCCACACUUGGCAACUUAUACAGGAGCAAUUUUGGUCAAUCUCAACAGAGGUGCUACUUAUGCAUGCAUCUAAUUCUUCUCACAAGGAAAUGCAGAAGCUUUUCUCAAGCCUUGCUCAUUGAACUUUCAGUUUGUUCGAGACAUUUUCAUCCUUGAGAAUGUAGUGAUUCUGACCAGCAAAUGGAUGCUCAAAGGUUUGACAUUUUUAUGGCAGAAGAACAUUAGUCAUGGAGACGGUCGUAGGAAAGAGGUGAUCUUGAAGUCAGACAAAGUUGCAGUAUCUCCGCUUACAGGUUUUUAUGGAGGGCCAGUGUUAAUUCUGUCGGCUAACAAGGAGCUUGGUUGCUUCUCAUACUGUCUUACAGUACAAUAAUUGUUCAUAUGAUGUAUCAGUAUCAUGCGUAUCUAAAUUUUACCCAUUUGAAUUAAUUUAACUAAGAUAUUGUUUUUUAGUUUUAUGUA